Molecule: messenger RNA, 6746 nt
Organism: Mustela lutreola (European mink)
Lineage: Eukaryota; Metazoa; Chordata; Mammalia; Carnivora; Mustelidae
Gene: PIK3R1
Product: phosphoinositide-3-kinase regulatory subunit 1
Exons: 16
Coding region: 517-2694 (725 amino acids)
Biological process (GO): insulin receptor signaling pathway; phosphatidylinositol phosphate biosynthetic process
Cellular component (GO): phosphatidylinositol 3-kinase complex
Molecular function (GO): 1-phosphatidylinositol-3-kinase regulator activity; protein binding
Source: RefSeq, a predicted model, not a curated record
GGGCUAGCGGGUUGGAGCCGCCGAGCUCGGAUCGGGAACGACAGGCGGGUCGGGGCCGGGUCAGAAGCGCGUCGGAAGCCGCCGCUGCAGCCUGGGCCCCGCAGAGGAAGGAAGCCGGUCGGCGGGGGAGGUGAAGCUUGCGUGUGGAGUGACACAGUCAAAUCAGACGCCAGAUGGACAGUGAGACAAGAGUGUCAGAAAGGAUUGGGCCGCGCUGCGAGAAUCAGCCUGGAGGCCAAGUGUUGACGAGCUGCUGAAAAGGAAGCCAGUGGGAGGACUGUGGGCCGCAGAGGAAGUGGCACCCUGUCUUCAGUCACACCAUUGAUGGAGGACAGAUGGACAGCCGGACAGCCAGUCACCUCUCCUCUUAAACCUUUGGAGAGUUGUCCUUUGUCCUCUGCUGGACACGUAUUAGGAAUCUUAACAUACACUCUGAAUUCACUUUCCACAGAAACAUAAGACCAGACUGCAGCGGGAAACCGGACUGCUCUGUUGCAUGGUCCCAGACUCGCCACCAUGAGUGCCGAGGGCUACCAAUACCGAGCACUGUAUGAUUACAAAAAGGAACGAGACGAAGAUAUUGACUUGCACUUGGGUGAUGUCUUGACUGUGAAUAAAGGGUCCUUAGUAGCUCUUGGAUUCAGUGAUGGACAGGAAGCCAGGCCUGAAGAAAUCGGCUGGUUAAAUGGUUAUAAUGAAACCACAGGGGAAAGAGGGGACUUUCCGGGAACUUACGUUGAAUAUAUUGGAAGGAAAAGAAUCUCGCCUCCCACACCAAAGCCCCGACCACCUCGACCCCUUCCUGUUGCACCAGGUUCUUCGAAAGCUGAAGCAGAUAGUGAACAACAGCAAGCUUUGGCUCUUCCAGAUCUCGCUGAGCAGUUUGCCCCUCCCGACAUUGCUCCGCCUCUUCUCGUGAAGCUCCUGGAAGCCAUUGAAAAGAAAGGUCUGGAAUGUUCAACUCUAUACAGAACACAGAGCUCCAGCAACCCGGCCGAAUUGCGACAGCUUCUUGAUUGUGAUGCCGCCUCCAUGGACUUGGAAAUGAUCGAUGUGCAAGUUUUGGGAGACGCUUUCAAACGCUAUCUUAUGGACUUACCGAAUCCUGUCAUUCCAGUAGCCGUUUACAAUGAAAUGAUUUAUUUAGCCCAAGAAGUACAAAGCUCUGAGGACUACAUCCAGCUGUUGAAGAAGCUCAUUAGGGCACCUAACAUACCUCAUCAGUAUUGGCUGACGCUUCAGUAUUUGCUAAAACAUUUCUUCAAGCUCUGUCAGACCUCCAGCAAGAAUCUCCUGAGUGCGAGAGUGCUCUCUGAACUUUUCAGCCCUCUGCUUUUCAGAUUCCCAGCAGCCAGCUCUGAGAAUACUGAACACCUCAUUAAAGUUAUAGAAAUUUUAAUCUCAACGGAGUGGAAUGAGCGACAGCCUGCACCAGCAUUGCCUCCUAAACCACCAAAACCCACUAGUGUAGCCAACAACGGUAUGAAUAACAAUAUGUCCUUACAAGAUGCUGAGUGGUACUGGGGAGAUAUCUCAAGGGAAGAAGUGAAUGAAAAACUUAGAGAUACAGCUGAUGGGACCUUUUUGGUACGAGACGCAUCUACUAAAAUGCAUGGGGAUUAUACUCUUACACUAAGGAAAGGAGGAAAUAACAAAUUAAUCAAAAUAUUUCACCGAGAUGGGAAAUAUGGCUUCUCUGACCCACUGACCUUCAACUCUGUGGUUGAACUAAUAAACCACUACCGGAAUGAGUCUCUAGCUCAGUAUAAUCCCAAACUGGACGUGAAAUUACUUUAUCCAGUGUCCAAAUACCAACAGGAUCAGGUUGUCAAAGAAGAUAAUAUUGAAGCUGUAGGGAAAAAAUUACAUGAAUAUAACACUCAAUUUCAAGAAAAAAGCCGGGAAUAUGAUAGAUUAUAUGAAGAUUAUACCCGUACUUCCCAGGAAAUCCAAAUGAAAAGAACAGCUAUUGAAGCAUUUAAUGAAACCAUAAAAAUAUUUGAAGAACAGUGCCAAAGCCAGGAACGGUACAGCAAAGAAUACAUAGAAAAAUUUAAACGCGAAGGCAAUGAGAAAGAAAUACAAAGGAUUAUGCAUAAUUAUGAGAAGUUAAAGUCCCGAAUCAGUGAAAUUGUGGACAGCAGAAGGAGACUGGAGGAAGACCUGAAGAAGCAGGCAGCUGAGUACCGGGAGAUUGACAAGCGCAUGAACAGCAUUAAACCAGACCUCAUUCAGCUGAGAAAGACAAGAGACCAAUACUUGAUGUGGUUGACUCAGAAAGGUGUUCGGCAGAAGAAGCUGAAUGAGUGGCUGGGCAAUGAAAAUACGGAAGACCAAUAUUCACUGGUGGAAGAUGAUGAGGAUUUGCCGCACCACGACGAGAAGACCUGGAACGUCGGCAGCAGCAACAGGAACAAAGCUGAGAACCUCCUCCGAGGGAAACGAGACGGCACCUUCCUGGUCCGGGAGAGCAGCAAACAGGGCUGCUACGCCUGCUCUGUCGUGGUGGACGGCGAGGUCAAGCAUUGUGUCAUCAACAAAACGGCCACCGGCUAUGGCUUCGCCGAACCCUAUAACUUGUACAGCUCCCUGAAAGAACUGGUGCUACAUUACCAACACACGUCCCUCGUGCAGCACAAUGACUCGCUCAACGUCACACUAGCCUACCCGGUAUACGCACAGCAGAGGCGAUGAAGCACUUGUCCUCGGAUCCUGCUCCUGACGUUCAACCACCCUGAGGCCUCUGGAAAGCACAGGGCUCCUCUCCAGCCUGACCUGUCAUUGAGCUGCGGAAACGAAGCCAUCUGCCUUCAGAUGGGACUCGAGCUUCCGACAGAAGAGUGCAGGGGAAGACACGCAACCUAGCACCGAGUAGUGACCCUACGUUUCUAAUCUGGAGCGCUUGUCCUUCCUUACGUUUUUGGAGGUUUUUUUUUUCUUUUUUUUUUUUUCUUUUGGUUUAAUUUAAGCCACAACAACACAAAGAGAAAAAGAAAUGCAAAAAUCUCUGCGUGCAGGGACAAAGAGGCCUUUAACCAUGGUGCUUGUUCAUGCUUUCUGAAGCUUUACCAGCUCAAAGUGGGGGACCUUGGAGACCAGAGGGUGGCCGGGCUCUAGAGCCCCGGCCUGCAAACGCUCGCACCAGGAUGGCUGGGCCUGGGCCUUGCUGUGCACGGUGGACCCAGACACGUCGCACUGUGGAUUAUUUCCUAAGAAAUGAACGAUAUGUAGCAGAAAGGCACUUCGGCUCCCAAGAGACAUUUUAGGAGAACGUCCGCUCACGUACAGUCAGAGGAAAUUCUGUCGUAGCAGAGUGCCAGAAGUGUUUUGUUUAGACUUUAAAAAACAAAAAAAUGACCCCACCAACGACGGAGAAACGGAGCUUGGAGAACAGGACUUUAAAUGACAUUCAUUAUAUAAAAUAUGUACAUAACAGUGGAUGACUAACUAUCAACUAGAUGGAUUUGUAUCAAUACCAAAUAGCUUCUGUUUUGUUUUGCUGAAGGCUAAAUUCACAGUGCUAUGCAAUUUUUAAUUGUCAUUGUUAUCUCCGUUUUAAAUGUACCUUAAGAAUAAGCUUCCCCACCCUAGUUUCUGUUGCCUGAAAAUACUGUCCCUGAUUUUUUGUUGUUAUUGUUAAUAUUCAUUUGUGAUUCUUUUCCUUUUUUUAAAAAAGAAAUGUACAGGAUGCCAGUUUAAAAAAAAAAUGGCUUCAGAAUUAAAACUAUGAAAUAUUUUACGGUUUUUCUUGUACAGAGUACUUGGCUAUUAGCCCAAGGUUAAAAAGUUCCUAACAGAUUUUUUGGACUAAAUGUUUUGUUGGGCAGUGCCUGAUAAGCUUCAAAGCUGCUUUAUUCAAUAAAAAAAGAGAAAGAUAUAUAAAUAUGACAAAAGUAUCGCUGAGUUCAACAAUGUUGUUUCCAGACUCUUAAAAUACGGUACCUGGUAAGGUUUCAUAAAGAAUUGUGAACUUCUUGAAUCUAGGGAGUGGGGGGAAUGUAGCCAAGGGCUGUACAGGUGGGGCGGGUGGGGGCGAGAUGGUGUGCACUUUCUCACGAUGACGGAGAAGUGAGUAACUUCUACUUCAGUCUUUUCCCACUCUGAUCUGCUUGUUACUAGACAUGAGUGACAAGGACAGACCUACUGGAACUCUAAGGCAGUGUGGCGGCCCCGGUCAGAGAACGGGAAUUCGUAGGAAGAAAGUCGGCCUCCUGGGGCAGUGUUCACCUUUGUUUGGAACGCUGAUCGCAAGGUAUAAUUGCUGCAUUUAGAUUACCUGUCUUGUUAACAUGAGAUUACCCGUUACAACCAAUAAACAUUCAUUUCAGAAAAAGCCGGACCUGGAAAAAGGAUUUUUAUCUGCAUUUGUUAUUUUCCCACCUUUCCAUUCAGUUGGGACCACACGGCCAAGACCCGUGAUCCGAGCUGCUCCUGUGCUGGGCUGGGGAGAGCUUGUGAAAGUCCUGGCCACCGCAGGGAUCCCAACAGUCCUUCUGGCUCAUCUUAAGUCAUUGUGUGUGUUCUACUUCAACGUGGGAGAAAGGCAGGGGUCCUAGAGCAGCCUAUCCAACUUGGGGCGAGAGGGAGGGUCUCUCCCGGAUUUACUCAGGCCCAUCCCCUUCUGCGUGGUGGCCACCGUCCCUGUGUCAGGAAUGAUAAAGGAUCAGUGUGAGGGGCCCGCCCCUGGCAGGUUCCAGUGGCAUCUCACAAUUGGCAGUUUCCCUUUGCCAGGAUUGAUUCAAACCCGGCUCUAUUUCAGAUACUGCGGGGAGGGCUUUUUGUUUUGUUCUUCAGUGUAGUUUUCAAAAUUCUUUUGUAAUAGCCGGUCCACCAGCUGACUUCAUGAUCUGUAGAAUGUAUUAUUUUCUUCUUUACACGGGGCUAUUCCUGUCAAGAGGAGGAGUUGGUCUCAUGGCCAGACUGUCAGCCCUGAGACCUGACCGUCUCCCUCUCCUCUCCACAGACCGAGGACUGGCCUGCUUGUAGCCUGUAAGUGUUGCCUUGAAACUAUCCUUGCACUUCCCACGCGAGCCCGCCGCUGCUUUCACAGUGAUUGCUAGACUAGUGUUCCAGUGGGGUCUUUUUAGUAGCACACCCAUGGAUGCUGUUAAAUAUGAUUUUCAUUUCACAUUGAUAAUACAAGGUCUAAGAUUGAAUGUUUCAUUAAAAGACAGCUUUGUUCAUGUUUUGGGGGUCACCACUCUCCCAAGGCAGCUUGGUCUUCAGGCACCUGCCUUGUUUCUGCAUCUCAACGGACACAAAUGCUGUAGGUUUCUCUCUGAACGGCAAAGGCAGGAUUCAUCAUUCCCUGUUGAUAGUGAGUUACACUGUAGCUAUGAGGUCACGCCUCUGCCAAAUGCCUUUUUUGAUUUUGGUGCAGGCCCACCACAUCCGUCCUUCUAUGGGUGACCAGAAGGGCUCUUGGGGUUCGAUCGGUCAUCUCCUCAUAACACUGAGUGGCUCAUGAGUAUGAAUGGAUACAGCAGAGGCACUCCUGAUAACACGCUUUUAUGCACGCGGUGACUCCCCAAGCACUGUAGCAUUCUAGAGAUAAAAGCCAGAAGCUAGGCUAGCUGCAGCAAGGCUGUGAGGGGACUGGACAGUGGGAGCUCGGGGACCCGAUGCUACCCACUACCCACAAGAGAAAAAUCCUAACCGUGUAAGAAGGCAAAAAGCAUGUGUUUGCAACAUCUGACAAGGUCACGGCCCUUGAUCUAUGUAUAUAUGUAUAUGUGCAUGGACUGUUUUCAGUACACCUUUCAGCCAAAACAGAUCCACAGUCAGUUGAGUUCAAGUACAUAACAAGCACAUGUCUAGUACAAUUCUUGUGUACGUGUAUGGGUUGUUUUUUUCCUUUGAAGUGGCUUUGUUUUGUCUUCUAAAGGUGAAAACUGUUUGCAAGUGAAGUGAGAAGUUCAUAAUUCUUUCGCUUUUCUCUGCUUUGUAAAGUUCCUCCUUUUGGUGAGCUGGUCUAGAUGACUUGCUUUACUUGGAAAUCCUCAUUUUCAGUGUGUCAAGUCAAAUGUGUUUCUGUGAGCUGUCACUGUGGGGAACCAAGUGCUCUGUCAUGUAGCUGGUUAUGAGCUAGUAACGUGUUUGGGAGUCCUACUGAUGUUCCUGAAUGGGAGAAAAAUUCUGCUGGUUUUAACACCUGUGCUUUUGCUAUGCAUGGUAUCCAAAUAGUUGGAAAGCAGACCCUGAAAUCUGAGUUCAAGGUCUUUUAAGAAAGGGGCAGUUGAAAGCACAAUGCCUCACAUGGGACAAAGUUCAAAAAUGCCAAAUUCUUAUUUUUUACAAAUCCACUUGUAUAAAAUACUAGCAUUAUGAGUAGCAAAGGAACAGAAUUGGGUUCAUUGGAAACACUAUCCAACUUAACGUUAAACUUGUCACCAUGAGAUAGCAUUAGCUGCCCAGGAUGCUGCUAUUUAAAAAAAAAAAAAAAAAAAAGCAAAACAAAAAAACUCAUUUAUAUGUGUGUAUUUUUUAAAGCUAUGAUUUGUUCAAUGUUUUUACAAAUCUGUUUAUAUGACAUUGUUAAAAUAAAGUUGGUCUUUUGACGAGAGGGAGGAUGUCAUGGUCAGUUGUAAUUUUGCCUUUACAAGGCAACUGGGUUGGGGGGGUGGGGGGAGUGUGCCUCCUUGACAUUUUGUUCAAGCUAUAGAUUCAGUGGAGCUAUGUCUUGUUUUAAGUUGCUCUGAUGCAUUGUAUUAGGUCUUCAAACAGAAUAAAGGUUGUUUUGAAACUUA